Molecule: messenger RNA, 1269 nt
Organism: Candidozyma duobushaemuli
Lineage: Eukaryota; Fungi; Ascomycota; Pichiomycetes; Serinales; Metschnikowiaceae
Exons: 3
Coding region: 1-1269 (422 amino acids)
Source: RefSeq, a predicted model, not a curated record
AUGAUGGGGCUCUUUCAAGCAUUCACUGGACGAGGUGAUACCGACAAAGAAGUAGAGCCUCCGAAGAAACUAGAUACCGUCUUCAAGUUUUACAAGUACAAGAGAGACUUCAACCAAUUCGUGGCGGAUUUGACCAAGGUAAUGGAGGAGAAUGCCGUUUCAUUUCGGGUAACUGGCAACAAUAUUGGUGAAAAGUUUCACCGGGUUUUCGAGCUUCAAUUGUUGAGAAGCGACGAGGCUCAUGACCCCGAGCUGAAGUCCAUUAUGGAAGAUGUGUUGUUAAGGAGAGGCAUGCCUAUUCCAACAAUGGGGUCGUGCUUUUACGUGGAUGGAGAUGAGUUGAGAUUGUUUCCUGGUCCGAAAUUCCCAAUGUCUCAUCUGCUCAACUGGGUGGGUUCCGAAAGGGACUUGACUUCUGUGCACGAGAUAACCAAUGAAGCUUCUAUCAAACUCAAAGUUGAGUUCAAGGAAGCAUCCUGGUUUUACCAAGAUGCGUUCCACCGUGUCGUGCUUCCUGGUAUGCCAGUUUCAGAAUUUUUAUCACUAUCGCUUGAAGCAUCCGGUGAAAGCGAGAAGGAUGACAGGUUGAUCGAGCCCUUUUUCGUUUCGGAAAUCUGUCUCGAACUACAAGAGUUUCUAGCUGUACGCAAGGAAGGCCGUAUUUAUCGAGAAGUGCGCAGACUGGAUUUACUAAGAACACUGCUCUUUGAAUUUUUGCCGCUUUCGAGAGAUUCUUUUUCGUUAUUGCCCGAUUGGUUUUCCUGCGAGUUGCCAAACAUUGGCCCGACGUUUUUCACCAAAGACUUAACGAGAAGCUAUGGCUUGAACGUAUCUGUCAGAAUCUCACACAAGAGUAUCCCGAAUUUCAACGUGUCUGUAUUCAUUGAGCUCAAUGUUGCACAAGAACAGCUGGAGCGAGUGGAUUCAUCCACGAUCAAAUAUUUUGAUGCGUUCCGUGGUCGUGGUUGCAAAACUAAAGCUAUGAAUUUGGAGGAUACCCGAGGUUUGAUGCCCUUUAUGAUCCACUGCCAGCGUAUGAUGCACGACUGCAGAUAUAGUUUCGUCAAUGACCUGCUUCAGUGUCUAAGAAAUGGCUCACUUGGUUGCAUGUACUAUGCCAUUUCCGGAUACAUAGCAAACUUUUACGUUGAUGACUACAUUCCUUUUCCGCUCCGCUUUCCAUGGCAAAGAAAAGAGCCUGAAAAGCCUGUGGUUUUGGUGAAAAAAGUUCAAGGCCCAGAGCAAGAGUUGGGUAUUGCGUCAUUGUAA